Messenger RNA from Amoebophrya sp. A120, 2563 nucleotides. NCBI's taxonomy places the organism in Eukaryota, Dinophyceae, Syndiniales, Amoebophryaceae. The record is from the annotation of a GenBank genome assembly.
AGGUCAAUGGUAGAAUGGUCAACGUGCCAACGAGGAUCAUCAUCGUACAAGACUAGAAGCCCGAAGUUCCAUACCGUAGAAUCACAAAAUUAUAUCAGCGUGAACCCAGUCGUACUAUUGCGCGUUCAAGAAUUGCGAAUAUCAUAUAGAAGUAGGCGGUUUUUACGUUAAAGCAUUGCACAAAGUCAGAUGCAAAAAAGCCAUUCGUUGCAUGCAAAAGGGCGAUGAAAGUUGACGAUCUGCAUUUUUAGCUGACACGGAAAAAAACUUCUGAGCAGGAAAUUCAAAUUGCAAAGUUAGAUCUCGCGUCCCCCUGGAAAGAGACCUACUUGCUACAGAAAAAGAUCCUCAUCCUUCCAAUCAAUACCAAAGUUUUUUUGCUCUGCAAUUGUAAACAGCACCUACUGCGGGAUAAAGUAAAUACAGUAGUUGGUUUCAUUCCAAGAUAGAAGUAGGACAGAACAACUAGUAGAGUAUAUCUACUACAUCUAUCCCAUUUGCGUCAGUUCGACACCAGUUCCGCCUCUAGGAGCGCAAAAGAAAAUAACAGUAGUUCUUUGUCCCCGUACAACUUUUUGCAACCCCUGAAUGGAGCCUUCAAAUCCGUUCUCGGAUAACAACUACGGAGGACAGAAGGGAGGAGGUAAACGCAAAGGCAAAAACGGCAAAAGCCCCAACUACGGAAUGGGGGCCCCAGGAACCGCAACCUCGCAGCACGACAACACGAAGAAGGUGUUCGUGGGUGGCCUCGGCCCGCACACCACCAAUGAGUCGCUGCGCUCCUUCUUCACGCAGUUUGGCAAUGUCAUCGACUGCAACGUCAUGGAGUACUUGAUAUCACCUCUUAAUAUUUUCUCAUAAUUUUCGUAGAUUAAUAGCUUGGGUACAAGAACUUUUGCGGAAAUGAAAUAAGUAAUUGAAAAAAUCAAUGAAAGGCGAUAAAGAAGGUUGAAUUUGAUUGCUCUCGAACAAGUUCAUACACUACAAAAAAACCUCUACCAGAUCCAUCGAUCAGUACACCGGGCACCGGCGCACGCGCGGUUUUGGGUUCGUCGUUUUCUCUAUGCAUUGCAAAUAUGUCUGGGUCUGGAAGCUUGGAACCUGUGUUGCUGUCUUUGGAUUCAUCUGAAAAAAUCUGUAUUGCAUGAGCAGCAAAGGGAACGCCAUUUCGUCUACGCGGAGAGGGCAUUUGCCCUCGAAAAUUCUGUGACGCUAUGGCACGCAUCACAGACAUCAUGGCGCAUGCAAAACGUGCGUGACAAGUCUCAGAACCUUCCAGACCCAGACAUAUUUGCAUUUGAUAUUCUCAACGGAGGAGGAACUAGAGGCGGCCUGCAUCACCCGACACGUGGAUAUCGACGGGAAGGCCUGCGAGGUGAAACGCAUCGACGAACACAAGUCUUCCAACGAGGGCAAGGCGGACAUCGAGCAGCGCAAAAUCUUCUGCGGAGGUCUGGCAGAGACCGUCGACUCGGUAUUAUACUAGUCUAUUACACUGAUACAUGGAUAAGGUGCAGGAGCAGGGCACAGUUCUUGUGAUGUUGUUAUUCCCUUUCAUGUUGAAUCAUCAGUUUGUUCAUCCAGUGCAUGUGCAAGAUGUAUUUUGUACCGUAGUUCUGAUACAUCAAAGUCAAAAUUUUUUUAUGCGGAUUGUCUUACUUCUUUCACAGACCAAGUUGGACGAGUUUUUCCGGCAGAUCGACCCGAAUCUGAUGGAGGCGCGGGUGAUGUUCGAUCCCUCCAAGGGUAUGUCCCGGUGCUUCGGGUAUGUGACGUUCUCCGACAAGAUGUUCGUCGACAAAGCGGUCAUGAACAAGGAGAACAACCAGAUCGACGGAAAGUGGUUCGACUGCAAGCCCACCGCGGGAGCGGCCUACGCGCAAGGUGGAAAGAACGCCAACAAGGGCAAAAACAAGGGCGGCGGCGGCGGCGGCUGGGGAAACGACAACUGGGGCGGGAACAACAACUGGGGCAACAACAAUUGGGGAAACAACAACAAGGGUGGCGGCAAGGGAAAGGGCAAGGGCGGCAAGGGCAAAUACAAUAACAACAAAGGCGGCGGCGGGUAUUGAUAGAAUUCGAUUUUUGUCAUGGGCAAGACACUACGACUAUACGCACAUUUUUCCAUUAUUUUCAAGGUGCAUCUUGUUAGGACUAUGUGCUUUUCAUUGUUCUCACUCGGUGUACUAAGUAGACAUGCUCACAAAAAUCAAGCAGAAUUCUAUUGCAAUAUAUAAAACUACACAAAUAAAAUCACAACAGCUGGGGCAAGAACAACCGAAACAACUACGAUAAUGGUGGCGGGAACUUUGGCGGGCAGGACAAUUACUACGUGGAUCCGAACUCCUACAACCAGGCGGGCGGCAUGCAGAUGCAAAAUGGAGGACUGGACAUGGCCAGUGGCAUGAUGGCCGCACCACAGAUGGGAUUCGCAAGCUUUGCCGACCAGCAGCAAGCAGCGGCUGCUUACGCGGCGUACGGAACGCAGCCGGGGACUCCAGGUACGUUCAAUUUACAUCUGCAUAAAGCACGAGAAGACGGAGAGGAAAUCCAGAAAAAGUAA